Molecule: messenger RNA, 1272 nt
Organism: Salvelinus namaycush (lake trout)
Lineage: Eukaryota; Metazoa; Chordata; Actinopteri; Salmoniformes; Salmonidae
Product: nodal homolog
Exons: 4
Coding region: 1-1272 (423 amino acids)
Biological process (GO): BMP signaling pathway; SMAD protein signal transduction
Cellular component (GO): extracellular region
Molecular function (GO): type I activin receptor binding; cytokine activity; growth factor activity
Source: RefSeq, a predicted model, not a curated record
AUGACUUUCAUGAGGUACUACAGACUCAAUGUUAUGUCCACACCAUCAGUGGGGCCUGUAGUUCUGGACACGGCACACUCUCUCAACCCAGAUAAGCUUGGCAGUUCGGAGAAACUGUUGCACCAUUCCCGGCAUUACAAGAGCUCACCCGAGUCCAGUUUAGGAUAUCUGAAAUCGUACCAUCCCCAUAGGUACCCUCUCUACAUGAUGCAGCUGUACCGCUCCAUCAAGACCGCAGCCGAUAACAGCCCCUCUCCACACGAUUCUGAUUCAGUCCUCAGUCUGAUAGCAAAAGGAUGCCAUCAAGAGGGUGAGAAAUGGACCAUCACUUUCGACAUGUCCUCCAUCUCUGCGAGUGACGAAGUCCAGCUGUCAGAGCUUCGGAUCAGACUACCAGCGUUCUCCACCUCCAAGCAUGUCACAUUAGACAUUUAUCACUCACGAAAGCAGGACUGCGAGUCUGACGCUGAACUGUGCAGCGAGGAGCGCCAUCUCUUGGGCAGCUUUGGCGCAUCGCCCAGUGACACCAGGUCUCAAUGGAACGUGUUCAAUGUGACAGCUCUGCUCAAAUAUUGGCUGCACCAGGGAGACACAGUGACGCAAAGCCAAGAAGCAAGAGUCCUUGUGAUAGAGAAAGAACACGAGAGUGGGGCACCGGACGACGGAGAGGAAAUUGACAUGGCCUACAUCGGGCAUCUUACGCACAGGAAAAUGAAGGUUCACCAUCCGACAGACCAACGGGUUAUGAUGGUUGUCUUCUCCAAGCACAACCUGCCCCGAGAUGGCGAGAGCGCACCCACUCUCAUCCGUACUGUGGAGCACUCCAAAUACGCAAUUUUGGACCAAGUCAGCCGUGAAGCUCAAGGGCGACGCCACAAGAGAAACCGAAUGGAGAGAGUGCGGAUGGCCGGUGGAAUUGCAGCUAAUGCUACUGGGUCAGCGGCUGAAGCUGUCCAACGCCCACUCUGUCGGAAGAUUGACAUGUGGGUAGAUUUCGACCAGAUCGGCUGGAACGAGUGGAUUGUGUAUCCAAAGCGCUACAACGCCUUCCGCUGCGAGGGCGAGUGCCCUACUCCGGUGGAUGAAUCUUUCAGUCCCACCAACCACGCAUACAUGCAAAGCCUGUUGAGACUGUACCAUCCGGAUCGCGUGGGUUGUCCGUCCUGCGUGCCCACGCGCCUCAGCCCGCUGUCCAUGCUGUACUACGGGGACGAAGACGUGGUGUUGCGGCAUCACGAGGACAUGAUCGUGGAGGAGUGUGGCUGUCACUGA